GUACCAGGAGAGCCAAGAAACCACACACGAAUCUCUGCUGUUUUUUUUUUUUUUUUCCUCUGCUCCACCACCUCUCUCCAGUCUUUCUCCUCUUCACUGUCACUGUGACUAGCGGGAGACUUUCACUUUUCACCAACCCAGCAUCUUCAAGCUACUGAUUAUAUUUUUAUUACAAGAGACCUGGAAGUCGAGAAGGGGAAAAGGCACAAGACUUUGCAACAAAUCAUGUGAAAAUCGAAAACCAGCCAACGAAUAUUUUCUAUAUAUUUUUUAAAAGAGAAAAUGUAUUUUUAAUAUUAUCUGCCAAGAGAACCUUCAUUACUGUAAGGAAAUCUUUUCCAUCACCGUGGUCAACAGAGAGAUGACAGCUUCGUUUUAAUUUUUGAAUACAACCUUAAUUUGUUGCUUUUAAUUUUUUCGUCCUCUUCCGAGUUGGGGUAUCUGCCCCCUACUCCUUUCCUCGAAUUUUCAGUCUCUAAGAUCUGAGAUAAAAUCUCUGAGGAGGUUUUUCCCCCCAAGCCUCCAAAAUGAUGCUCAGUCCGGACCAAGCUGCCGACUCGGACCACCCCAGCUCCGCACCCUCGGACCCCGAGUCUCUGGGCGGACCGGACGCUAAGGUGCUGGGCAGCGUAUCGGACCUGGAGCCAGUGGAGGAGAGCGAGGCCGAUGGCAAGGGAGGCAGCCGAGCCACGCUCUACCCGCAUCCGCAGCAGCUGAGCCGCGAGGAGAAGCGGCGCCGCCGCCGAGCCACCGCCAAGUACCGCUCGGCCCACGCCACCCGGGAGCGCAUCCGCGUGGAGGCCUUCAACCUGGCCUUCGCCGAGCUCAGGAAACUGCUGCCCACCCUGCCCCCGGACAAAAAGCUCUCCAAGAUCGAGAUCCUGCGCCUGGCCAUCUGCUACAUCUCUUAUCUCAACCAUGUGCUAGACGUGUAGGGACGGGGGUCCAGAGGGAGCCGGCUCGUCUGUCUCUGAGGCCUGGACAGACCGAGGCGGCAGCGGCCGGGACAGUGGUAUUGGGGUUGCAGGAGGACGCAAUGUUGCUGCUGCUGCUGCUGCUGCCGCCCUGGAAUGACUUUGCGAGGGGAGAAGCUUGGAAAAUAAUCUGCCUGGGGAGAAGGGAAAGGUGGGGCCCCCCAUUCUGACCUCGAAGGGGUGGGAGGGAAAAGGGGAGCAUUGCGAUUCUGGGGAUGCAAAAAGAUUUUUUUGUUUUUGUUUUUCGGGCCAGGAGUACCUCAUGAACCCUAGCUGAGAUAGCCACCUCCAGGCCCCCUCUCUUCUGACUGUCUAUUACUAUCCCUUGCGUGGGUCAGCUUGAGCUAACUCGAGGACUUGCAUUUUUUCACCCUGAUCUGCCACCCCAUCUUUUCUUUUCUCGUUUAAAGGAGGAAGGCAAAAGGGUGUCUUAGGCUAGUGGAAAUUUUUCUCGUUGAAAAAAAUCACCAGUCAGGAAAAAAAAAAAAAAAGAAAAGAAAAGAAAAGAAAAAAAGAAAACUUCUUCCACUGUGGAGAUUAAGGGCCCUUUCAAAAGCUUUUCUUUCUGUAGUGACAAGAAAUGAUGUAGAAAACUGGCAAAAAACAAACAAAACAAACAUACAAAUAAAAAGCAAGUUGGCUGUUUUUGCAAGGCUAAAAAGAGAACCAGGAGGAAAUAAACACAUUGUGAGGAGAUUUGAACUUGGCAAAAUCUUAGCUGUAAGAUAUGAAUAUAGAAAGGAAAAAAUCCAUAUUUACAUGGAUAAUUUAAUAUCAAAUUGCUUUUUCAGGCUAAGUGCCCCUUUACAUAUCCAAAAACAUCUACUUGUGACCUUAAACAUGUGACCCAUGGGUGCAGUUAGAAAAAAAUAACAGAACUAUUUUUUAUUUAUGUUAUAAGGAGUAGACUAUUUUUUUCAAAACAUUUAUUUUUCAGAGUGGUGACAAUUUUACUUUGGAUACUUUGUGCCAAUUUAUUUCUAUAGUCGAGUGUUUACACUUUUCCUGUGGAAUAAUUAUGUCUAACUUUUUAAGUGUUUGUUGGGGUUAUCCAGUGGUCUUCAUUUUGCGCCAAUUAUAUUGCACUUGUAUGACAAACGCUCCUCCCUGUUUCUAAACAUAUUUUAUAUAUUCAGAUGUUUGUUCUUGAUUUGUGUGAGAUCAACAACACUAGCACUUCACUAUUAUAGUUUUUUAAAAAAAGAAUUACUUGUUGUUAUUCUUAUCUGUAGUUAUGUCAGAAAAGUACUUUGCAAACAGUUUAUAUAAGGAGAGUAGCUUCUUUGUGUGUGUGAUGUAUGUGUGUGGGAUGUUUUUAGGAAAUUGAGUUAUUUUCCUAAAAAAAAAUCCAGAACUACUUUCCUCUGUGACAACCAAAAAAAAAAAAUCUAUAACCUGAAAAUGUUUCAUGUUCUCUGCUGUGAAUCUCUUAAAACAAGGAGUGCGUUUUAGAGACAAAAAAAAAAAAAAGAACACAUCUGCUAUCCAAAGAUUUUAGUCUUUUUCAGGGUUUUUUUGUGUCUCUGUUGCUUUAUAUAAUGCAAUAUUUUGUAGUGAAAAUAGAUAUAAUCUGGUUUCUAUCUGACGCGUUUUUCAUAUCUCAUGAAUGGUGCGCUGUUUUGCAUAUAAAUAAAGGUAUCAAAUACAA
Antechinus flavipes (yellow-footed antechinus) is the source of this 2622-nucleotide messenger RNA. It is a transcript of the gene NHLH2, whose product is annotated as nescient helix-loop-helix 2. Gene Ontology annotation, molecular function: DNA-binding transcription factor activity, RNA polymerase II-specific; RNA polymerase II cis-regulatory region sequence-specific DNA binding; protein dimerization activity. Gene Ontology annotation, biological process: regulation of transcription by RNA polymerase II. The record is from RefSeq and is a predicted model, not a curated record. Lineage: Eukaryota; Metazoa; Chordata; Mammalia; Dasyuromorphia; Dasyuridae. The coding region runs from base 528 to 935 and encodes 135 amino acids. The transcript is spliced from 3 exons.